AUGACUACCUUUAGGUUUAACUUUUCUGGUGAAGAUAAUAAUAAAUUGGAAGAAACUAAAGAAAAUGAAUCCAUUGUAUGGCUGGAUAGCGAAGAAAUAGUUCCAGAUAAACAAAUUAAAAGUAUCGAUGAAACAGUUACUCGUGCUAAAAUGUUUGCCUGCGGGGAUGUCGAGAUUGGGCAUAUUGUAGUUAGCGAAGCGAAAGCUAGUAUUGAGGAGAGUGGAUUGAAAAAUGCCGUAGAAUUAGCUGAAAAAGAACACAGUGAUCUUAUUGCCGGGAAAUAUGAAGGUGGACUGAAAAUUUGGGAAUGCACUUAUGAUUUAAUUCAAUAUUUAGAAGAAAAUGAAACAGAAAUAAAGUUUGAGAAUCAAAAUGUUCUAGAUCUUGGAUGUGGUGCUGGAAUUUUAGGAAUUUAUGCAUUUUUAAGGGAUUCUAAUGUUACAUUUCAGGAUUAUAAUAAAGAAGUGCUGGAAUACUUUACUAUACCAAAUGUUUUACUGAACAUUGAAGAUGAAGAGAAUAGAGAAAAAGAAAUAAAAAGAUGUAAAUUCUAUUCAGGCGACUGGGAUUCCUUCAACAAGAUACUGCCUAGCUCUGAACUCUUUGACAUUAUCUUAACUUCAGAAACUAUCUACAAUGAAUGUAACUAUGAGAAACUAAUCACAUUGUUUAUGGAUAGAUUGAGCAAAGAUGGAGCAGCUUAUGUUGCGGCAAAAACAUACUACUUUGGUGUAGGUGGUGGCGUAAGACAAUUUGAGCAAAAGGUGCAACAAAAUGGCAAACUAAACUGCGAAGUUUGUUGGAAGAGCACAGGAGGAAUACAAAGGGAAAUAUUGAAAAUCACACAUAAAUAA
This is a messenger RNA of Spodoptera littoralis (African cotton leafworm), 855 nucleotides long. Lineage: Eukaryota; Metazoa; Arthropoda; Insecta; Lepidoptera; Noctuidae. The record is from the annotation of a GenBank genome assembly.